Kluyveromyces lactis is the source of this 837-nucleotide messenger RNA. RefSeq names its product tRNA (guanine46-N7)-methyltransferase (gene TRM8). Gene Ontology annotation, biological process: RNA (guanine-N7)-methylation; tRNA methylation. The transcript has a single exon. The coding region runs from base 1 to 837 and encodes 278 amino acids. The record is from RefSeq and is a predicted model, not a curated record. Lineage: Eukaryota; Fungi; Ascomycota; Saccharomycetes; Saccharomycetales; Saccharomycetaceae. Gene Ontology annotation, molecular function: tRNA (guanine(46)-N7)-methyltransferase activity. Gene Ontology annotation, cellular component: tRNA methyltransferase complex.
AUGAGUUUUAGUACUAGACGCCAGGCGUAUCGUGCUGAGAAGCAAGAUCAUCGCAAAGAAUUGAAACAUGUCAAGAUCGAUGAAUCUGUGAUUGAAAAGGUGGAUAAACUAUCUUUACCUAAAAAAAAGUUUUACAGACAAAGAGCACAUUCGAAUCCAUUCAGUGAUCAUCAGUUGGAGUAUCCAAUAAGCCCAGCUCAUAUGGACUGGUCAAAAUUGUACCCUCAUUUCUACGAUAGUGAAAAGAAGAAAAUGACGAAAGAUGUUACCAUUGCGGAUAUCGGAUGUGGUUAUGGUGGUCUUAUGAUCGAUUUAUCUCCAGAAUUUCCCGAUGAAAUGAUCUUGGGUAUGGAGAUUCGUGUUCAAGUAACGAAUUAUGUCGAAGAUAGAAUUAUUGCAUUGAGAACCAACCACGCGAAGGAAAACGGAUAUCAAAACAUUAAUGUAUUAAGAGGUAAUGCAAUGAAAUUCUUGCCAAAUUUUUUUAAUAAGGGACAGUUGUCCAAGAUAUUUUUCUGUUUCCCAGAUCCCCAUUUCAAGCAAAGAAAGCAUAAAGCAAGAAUCGUCACUGAUACAUUACUAAGUGAGUACGCAUAUGUGUUGAAAGAGGGUGGUAUCAUUUAUACAAUCACCGAUGUUCUAGAUCUACAUGAAUGGAUGGUAAAACACUUAGAAGAACAUCCUCUAUUCGAAAGGCUUUCUGAAGAAUGGGAAGCACAGGAUAAAUGUGUAAGCAUAAUGAGAAAUGCUACAGAGGAAGGUAAGAAAGUUGAAAGAAAUAAAGGUGAUAAAUAUAUAGCAUGUUUCGUAAGAUUACCAACUCCAGAUAUAAUCUAA